Molecule: messenger RNA, 1500 nt
Organism: Hypanus sabinus (Atlantic stingray)
Lineage: Eukaryota; Metazoa; Chordata; Chondrichthyes; Myliobatiformes; Dasyatidae
Product: ankyrin repeat domain-containing protein 65-like
Exons: 4
Coding region: 98-1345 (415 amino acids)
Molecular function (GO): protein binding
Source: RefSeq, a predicted model, not a curated record
ACUUCCAUUUUAAAUCCGUUUAAUGAUUCUAUUCUGAAUUGACCUCUCAAACUUUAAAACAUUGUCUUACACUUUCCAGAUUUUCUCUGUUUUUAAUAUGAAACUAAUUUGCCGUUUGUUUUCCCCACCAACAGGAACCAAACCUGGAACCGUUGAUCAACCAGCUUUUUACUUUUUAAGAAGACAUGACGAGGUAUCUGGGAUGACAGCAGAACCGUUGUGGAGACUGGUGGAUCUCAGUGAGGAGCCUCACGAGGCACAACAGAGAGCAGAAGAUGGGGCCCACCUCAGCACGUGGACUGACCUUCAUCGGGCAGCUUGGAGUGGUGACAUCCACCUGGUGAGGACAUAUCUACAGCACGGCAGUCUCGUAGACUCCAGGGAUGAAUUUGGCUGCACCCCACUACAUUACGCAGUAUUUAAGGGCUGCCAAUCACUGGUUAAACUUCUCAUUCACCGUGGGGCAGAGGUCGACGCCACAGACAGGCACGGCUGGACCCCUCUUCACCGAGCGGCGUGGAACGGACGCACCCAGACCGCCGUCCUCCUCCUGCGGCGUGGGGCUUCGGCCAGCGUGCCGACUGGGAGCGGACUUACAGCGCUGCACUGCGCAGCCAUAGGGGGGCACCUCCUGAUCGCGCAGCAGCUGCUGAGCUACGGCGCAAGCGCCGAUGCAGCUGACACGCAGCACUGGACCCCGCUGCACUGGGCUAUCGUGAGUGACCGGCUGCAUAUCAUCGAAUUUCUCCUUUCGAAAGGCGCUUCAACGCAAUGCUCAACACGGGGUGACAUGACACCCCUGCACUUGGCCGUGGAGGUCGGAAACAGAAAAGUAAUUGAAAUGCUAUUGGAAACUGGAACCUGCAUCAAUGCUGAAGAUGCUGUGGGAAGGACCGCGUUAUCGAUUGCUGCUGCUAACGGCCAAGAAGAGGUGUUGGCAGAUUUACUCGCACACGGGGCUGUGGACAGUGACAGAGCAUCUGCUCUGCAGGCCGCAGCAGGGAUAGGCCACUUCCGAAUAAUGGACCUCCUCACACAACAGGGGGCCAGCGUAGACGUCAGAGAUGGCCUGAACAUGACCGCUCUUCAUCGGGCGGCGGAAAGGGGCGAUACUGAUGUUGCAGGGUAUCUGAUAGAGCGUGGAGCUGACGUAGAGGCAAGAGGCUGGCUAAUGGAUACUCCUCUCCACCUCGCUACCAAAAGGGGCCACGAGCAGACCAUCCAAUUACUGCUGAGCAAAGGUGCCAACAUGUACGCCACUAACCUGUGGUACGAAAUGCCCCUUGACAUUGCCUCAGCACGAGACUGUCACAAUGAUCUUUGUGCAUUUGAGAAACAGAAUUAACUCUAUUUGUGUAUAAACUUAAAAUAAUCAUAUGCCCUUUUAUAACACCGUAAAGUGGCCACUGUACUUUUAACAAUGCUAUAUGCUUGCACAAUACACAAAGAGUGACAACAUAUGUACGUUGAAGCCAGGCUCAGAAUCAGAGUUAGAUUUAA